UUAGUUGAGUACAAGCAACGGAAGUCAACGGUUGUGUGUUGAACGCGUAAAAAUUGUGAAUUCUCGUGCCUACCUUCGACUACUCGAGUGUUUACGAACGAUAACAAAGCAGUGCUGUGUGCUGAAUUAUUACAUACAAUUAUUGAUUUGUAACUAGAAAGUCACAAAUUACAACAAAUAAAUUGCAUAUGAGUGAUUAAUUAAUGUGUCGCUGAUUAUGUAAACGUCAAGAAAGUGUAGCAAAACAAAGAAAAAGUAUAUAAAAUAUAUUGCAUAAGUUCUGUCGAAGAAGUUCGGUUGUGCCAAAAGAUGGAUAUAGACUUAUAGUAUACCGAGAAUAAAGCGUAGUUAGAUAGCUUUAAGUGAAUCAAUUGUGAUAAUAAAAAAGAAAUUAAAUAAAAUAGCAAUAAAAUGUGUAAAACAACGAAGCAACAAUUUACAGCAAUAGUUCCGAGCUUCCACAGGACCAUUUGGAUUAUAGUCAUCUUUUCACUAGUCAACUGCCAUGCGAAGUCCUUCUUCAACCAUGGUCAACAGCAGUCACUGGCGUCGGAUCCAACAACGACGACCGAAGCGCCGCCCACAACCCCGGCGCCAACAAUGCGUGACAUAGUAAUAGGUCCUUGUCGUUGGGUGAUCGGACGCAAAUGUCCCGAUGAAGAUGUGCGUUUCUACUUGUACACGCGGCGCAAUCCGCGCAAUCGUCAGUGCUUGCACAUCGACGAGACGCUCGAUAAGUCCAAUUUGACUAGUUCCAAUUUUAAUCCGCGUUAUCAGACGAAGAUCAUCAUACACGGCUACAAUGCGGAUAUGUUUAUGAGCACCUUGCAGCGCAUGAAAUAUGAAUAUUUAAUGCGCGAUGAGUACAACAUCAUCUAUGUGGAUUGGGCUGCUCUCUCGCCAGGUCCAUGUUACAUCAACGCCGUACAUAAUACCAAGCAUGUGGGUGCUUGUGUAGCGCAGCUUGUGGAACGUAUUUUGGAGAUGGGCACCACCGAUAUGCAUGUCAUAGGAUUCUCGUUGGGCGCACAGCUGGCGAAUUAUGUUGCGCGGAAUUUGGGCUCAUUUCAGUUGCCCAGGAUAACAGGACUCGACCCCGCCAUGCCGCUCUUCAUCACCUCCGGUAUCAAUGAUAAAUUGGAUCCCAGUGACGCGGUUUUCGUGGAUGUAAUACAUACGAAUGCCUUUGUACAGGGUAAAAUCGAGCGCUGUGGACAUGCGGACUUCUAUAUGAAUGGCGGUAUACUGCAACCCGGAUGCAAUAAGGCCGGUUCAAACCCCUUCGCCUGCAGCCAUCAGCGUGCCGUUGAUUAUUUUUCUGAAUCUAUACGCUCACGUAAGGGUUUCUGGGGUUGGGCUUGCAGUUCGUAUAUCUCAUAUUUGCUCGGCAUGUGUCCACCAACAAAUUAUCUACUCGAAGCGGGCGAAGAUAUAAAGCUCAGCACGAAGGGUAUGUUUCUGGCGGAGACUAAUGAUACAGCGCCGUACGCUUUAGGCAAGUGGACCGAUUUACCGACACUGGGUAAACAAGAGUCUGUAGUUAAGAAUGGAAAAAUCACCAUAACAUUACCGCAACCAUCGGCCUUCCGUGAUCCGCUGCUGCAGCAGAUCGAUCAAUGGAAUAAAUUGGAGACAAAUUUCAAUGACAUCGAACCACAGCCAACGCCAUUUUCACAAGAUCCCAACGGCGAGAAUUGGACAUACUUUAGUGGCGCCGGCACUGGUGACAUAAUCGAUACUGCGCAGGUUGGUAAUAUACCCGACGGCAAUUCUGUGGAGGAGGAAAGUUUGGAGGAUGCGAAGAAAGUGGAUGAAAGCCGUAGAGAGUGGCAAGAAUAUCGACGGAAUUUGACCAAUGGCCAUAUAGAAAGUAGUAUUUUUAAAGUGCCUCAUAUUGAAGGUGCCGAAUUGAGUGGCAAGAAGUUGAGUAGACAGCCGCGUCUAAAAGAAAUAAACUUAAAUAAGUUAUAAAAAUGUUGAAAUAUUUGGAAAUAUAAGUUAUUUGAAAACUGUA
Zeugodacus cucurbitae (melon fly) is the source of this 2014-nucleotide messenger RNA. RefSeq names its product lipase member H. The coding region runs from base 412 to 1971 and encodes 519 amino acids. Gene Ontology annotation, biological process: lipid metabolic process. Gene Ontology annotation, molecular function: lipase activity. Lineage: Eukaryota; Metazoa; Arthropoda; Insecta; Diptera; Tephritidae. The record is from RefSeq and is a predicted model, not a curated record. The transcript has 6 exons.